This is a messenger RNA of Phytophthora infestans T30-4, 363 nucleotides long. RefSeq lists its product as uncharacterized. Bases 1 to 363 code for a protein of 120 amino acids. Lineage: Eukaryota; Oomycota; Peronosporomycetes; Peronosporales; Peronosporaceae. The transcript has a single exon. The record is from RefSeq and is a predicted model, not a curated record.
AUGGGAAAUGCUCCGAGCAAGGGGUUCGUGCACUCGAACAACGACUAUCAACUAGCCAUCGAGGCCUCCAAGGAGCUCGAAUAUCUGCUUGAGAAAGAGUUUAAUGCACACGGCCAAGGGCUGCACGAGAAGGUGUCGUCCGUGGAGAGUGCUAUCCCGAUUCCCACAGUCCGUUCCAUUCGCUUUGUUGCAACGUUGCGCAACCGACUAAUCCACGACCGAGAGAUGCGAGCGCUACCUGAUCGCCAGAAAUUCAUCAGCCGGUUCAACGACGCCAUGGUGGAGCUCAACAUCCUCAUCGACAAGAAGCGACUGGACGCACAUGGGACGCAGACCUCCGAUCCAGGAUGCGUCAUCUCCUAA